Drosophila subpulchrella is the source of this 1158-nucleotide messenger RNA. RefSeq names its product type I phosphatidylinositol 4,5-bisphosphate 4-phosphatase-A. Gene Ontology annotation, molecular function: phosphatidylinositol-4,5-bisphosphate 4-phosphatase activity. Lineage: Eukaryota; Metazoa; Arthropoda; Insecta; Diptera; Drosophilidae. The transcript has 6 exons. Gene Ontology annotation, cellular component: late endosome membrane; plasma membrane; phagocytic vesicle membrane. The coding region runs from base 250 to 1050 and encodes 266 amino acids. The record is from RefSeq and is a predicted model, not a curated record. Gene Ontology annotation, biological process: phosphatidylinositol dephosphorylation.
CUGGUUCACUGAAACUUUGGAACUGGUUCGCUGGCAAUCGAACUCAAGUGGCAACUCCCUGACUGACGUUGCCAGGCUGUCCAGUCACAGUGUGGCCAGAUCGCAGCGACGGCAGUGCAUUUUCAACAAAAAUAAGUUGAAAACUACGUGUUGCAACAACAAAGGCAGCCCAAAAGUGCAACCGACCUAACGGGAGUUGCUCCUCUACAUAUAGAUAAUAACCGAGAGAUAUCCGGGAGAUAAUCCAGCAUGGCGGAUCCAGAGCGACAGAGCCUGAUCAACAAGGACGACGGCAAUGGCUACAACUCCGUGGACGCCGUGGACGAGGGCACCGACAAUCCCGGGAGCAGCUCAUCGGUGGCCACCAACGAGGACGGCAAUGCAGCACCGACGGCGGUGCCUUGCAUUGGACCCGACGAGCUGCCGCCGCCGUAUCAACAGAGCACUAAUACCGGAGGCGUGCCCAUGGUGACCUGUCGGGUAUGUCAGCACAUGAUUGACAUCACCACGAAGCGGGAGCAGCACGUGGUCAAGUGCACCCACUGCAAUGAGGCAACUCCCAUUCGAAAUGCUCCGCCGGGCAAGAAGUACGUUCGCUGCCCAUGCAACUGUUUGCUUAUCUGCAAGAGCUCCUCGCAGCGCAUCGCUUGUCCAAGGCCCAAUUGCAAGAGGAUCAUCAACCUGGCCCCGAGUCCCGUCACCCCGCCCGUGCCCACCAUGCCGGGCAUGUGCCGCGUCACCUGUGGCCAUUGUUCGGACACGUUUUUGUUCAACACGUAUCACAAUGCCCUGGCCCGCUGUCCACACUGCAGGAAGGUCUCGUCGGUGGGUUCGCGCUUCGCCAAUAGCCGCGGCGUGAUGUUUGCCAUAGUGGCGCUGGUGUUCCUCAUCGCAGGCAUCGGCGUGACCGUCGGCACAUACUCGAUUGCUUCGGAUCACGGCGGCAUGUACUUCCUCUAUGUGGCACUGUUCGUGAUCGCGGGGUGCAUGCUGGCCCGCUCCGCCUACUAUUUCCGCCUUAAAGUGAGCGCCAUCGAUGGGCCAAUGUAAAGCUAAAGCACGGGGCCAGCAGCAAAGGAAGUGCAUUGUUUUAUUUUUAUAUAUAUAUUAUUCAUAUAUAUCAUUCCUUUUGAUAUUAAAUUUAACUAAACAAAAGCA